AUACAUCGAAGCUUUGUAGGUUUUCGGGAGCUUUUUAGUAAGCCCAGAACCGAAUUGCAGUACGUAGUGAGAUUUAGCUGAGAUUUGAUAUUAGAAGAAACGCGUAGUCUGUUUUAGAAUAACAAAAAUGACCACCCCUUCAGAACAAGUAACGUCCAAGCGUUUAAAUUUGGAAAAAGCCACGAAUUUCAUGAGGCAAUUUCGCGAUCCACAAUCGAGAGAAUUGAAAAAAUUAUCGGCCAAUCAGUUUAUGGAAGUUUGGAGUCAUUACGAUAAAGAUGGAAACGGUUACAUCGAGGGCGUAGAACUGGAUGGGUUUUUGAGAGAAUUCGUAUCAAGUGCCAAUGUGUCAGACGUAGGACCAGAAGUAGUUUCUGACGAAAUGUUGGUAGAACUGAAAUCGUGCUUUAUGGAAGCGUACGACGACAAUCAAGAUGGAAAAAUUGAUAUUAGAGAGCUUGCUCAACUUCUACCGAUGGAGGAGAAUUUCCUGCUGUUGUUUCGGUUCGACAAUCCCUUAGAAUCGAGCGUCGAAUUUAUGAAGAUUUGGAGGGAAUACGAUUCUGACGGAAGCGGAUACAUCGAGGCGGACGAACUCAAAAAUUUCCUACGAGAUCUCCUGAAAGAAGCCAAAAGAAACGACGUUUCAGAAGAUAAAUUGAUCGAAUACACCGAUACAAUGUUACAAAUUUUCGACUUCAAUAAAGAUGGACGGCUCCAGUUGUCGGAAAUGGCAAAGUUGCUUCCUGUCAAGGAGAACUUCCUUUGCAGACAGGUAUUCAAGGGAGCUACGAAACUCACCCGAAUCGAUAUCGAGAAAGUUUUUGCACUCUACGAUAGGGAUAAUAAUGGGACUAUAGAAAAUGAGGAACUGCGUGGAUUUCUCAAAGAUCUUCUGGAACUAGUUAAAAAGGAUUACGAUGCUCAAGAUCUACAGGAAUUCGAGGAAACCAUACUACGAGGUGUUGAUUACAGCCAAGAUGGGAAAGUGAACAAAAAGGAAUUAACGAUGAUUCUUUUGGCGAUUGCUAAACAUAACCAAGAAGAAGAAUCGACAUCUACAUCCUCCAAAUAAAUAAGAAGUUAUUUGAUUCACGUUUUCGAAUUAAUACAAUUUUUGCCAAUGUGUAAUGUUGAUCAAGUAGCAUAAAGUUCUUUUGGCGUUUAGGGUACGCGAAAAUUAAUAAAUUUUGAGAUUUUUUAAACAUAUAAUUAAAAUUUAACAGGAAAUUUCGUAAAUUUGUACUUUUUUCUGUGAGUACGUACGCUCCAAAUUAACCUUCGAAUAUAUUAAUUGAAGUUCCAAUUAUUUUUAUCGUAAAAACUAUGAAAAAAUCGUCAAAAUGAAAACGUUACUCUAAACGACAAUAGAAAAAAAAUAUAUUGUAUAUUUAGGGUUAUACAUGUGACACCAAUUUCAAGACUAAUAAUUUUAUCGUGAAGAAAAAACUUAAUCAAUUUGUCUGCUUUGCAUAUCGUAAAUCUAAUAUAAAAAAUAAUAUAUUUUAAAAAUAUUUUACUCGAAGAACACUUGUGGAAACAAAUAAUGGAAUUUUAUGCACAUAACUCAAAACCAAUUAUUAAAAACGCUUCUUAACUUGUUCAAAUAUACAUAAUACACCCUGUAUAUUGGUAUAAUUCGUUUUAUUAAGCGGUAUCGAUUAGAAAAAUCGAUUCUAUUGCAGAUAAUUGCAGAUGAAUAUGAAGUAGAUUGUCUAAAAGAAGAAAUCGAUUCUAUCGAAAGAUCGUAGAUGAAUAUGAAGUAGAUUCACUAAGAGAAGAAAUCGAUUACAAAAAUCGAUAUUUUCAAUCAAUUGUAGAUGAAUAUGAAUUACAAAAAUCGAUACUUUCAUUCAAUUGUAGAUGAAUAUGAAGUAGAAUCGUUAAAAAAAGAAUAGACAGUCGAUUCACUAAGAGAAGAUAUCGAUUACAAAAAUCGAUAUUUUCAAUCAAUUGUAGAUGAAUAUGAAGUAGAAUCGUUAAAAAAAGAAGAAUAGACAGUCGAUUCACUAAGAGAAGAAAUCGAUUACAAAAAUCGAUAUUUUCAAUCAAUUGUAGAUGAAUAUGAAGUAGAAUCGUUAAAAAAAGAAGAAUAGACAGUCGAUUCACUAAGAGAAGAAAUCGAUUACAAAAAUCGAUAUUUUCAAUCAAUUGUAGAUGAAUAUGAAGUAGAAUCGUUAAAAAAAGAAGAAUAGACAGUCGAUUCACUAAGAGAAGAAAUCGAUUACAAAAAUCGAUAUUUUCAAUCAAUUGUAGAUGAAUAUGAAUUACAAAAAUCGAUACUUUCAAUCAAUUGUAGAUGAAUAUGAAGUAGAAUCGUUAAAAAAAGAAUAGACAGUCGAUUCACUAAGAGAAGAUAUCGAUUACAAAAAUCGAUACUUUCAAUCAAUUGUAGAUGAAUAUGAAGUAGAAUCGUUAAAAAAAGAAGAAUAGACAGUCGAUUCACUAAGAGAAGAAAUCGAUUACAAAAAUCGAUAUUUUCAAUCAAUUGUAGAUGAAUAUGAAUUACAAAAAUCGAUACUUUCAAUCAAUUGUAGAUGAAUAUGAAGUAGAAUCGUUAAAAAAAGAAUAGACAGUCGAUUCACUAAGAGAAGAUAUCGAUUACAAAAAUCGAUAUUUUCAAUCAAUUGUAGAUGAAUAUGAAGUAGAAUCGUUAAAAAAAGAAGAAUAGACAGUCGAUUCACUAAGAGAAGAAAUCGAUUACAAAAAUCGAUAUUUUCAAUCAAUUGUAGAUGAAUAUGAAUUACAAAAAUCGAUACUUUCAUUCAAUUGUAGAUGAAUAUGAAGUAGAAUCGUUAAAAAAA
Diorhabda carinulata is the source of this 2804-nucleotide messenger RNA. RefSeq names its product calbindin-32. The transcript has 12 exons. Gene Ontology annotation, molecular function: calcium ion binding; protein binding. Lineage: Eukaryota; Metazoa; Arthropoda; Insecta; Coleoptera; Chrysomelidae. Gene Ontology annotation, cellular component: cytosol; nucleus; dendrite. Gene Ontology annotation, biological process: regulation of presynaptic cytosolic calcium ion concentration; regulation of long-term synaptic potentiation; signal transduction. The record is from RefSeq and is a predicted model, not a curated record. The coding region runs from base 128 to 1075 and encodes 315 amino acids.